Messenger RNA from Mesocricetus auratus (golden hamster), 1244 nucleotides. RefSeq names its product BRCA1/BRCA2-containing complex subunit 3 (gene Brcc3). The transcript has 11 exons. Bases 5 to 880 code for a protein of 291 amino acids. The record is from RefSeq and is a predicted model, not a curated record. Gene Ontology annotation, cellular component: BRISC complex; BRCA1-A complex. Gene Ontology annotation, molecular function: polyubiquitin modification-dependent protein binding; metallopeptidase activity; cysteine-type deubiquitinase activity. Lineage: Eukaryota; Metazoa; Chordata; Mammalia; Rodentia; Cricetidae. Gene Ontology annotation, biological process: double-strand break repair.
AAAGAUGGCGGUGCAGGUGGUACACGCUGUGCAAGCGGUUCAUCUUGAGUCUGACGCUUUCCUAGUUUGUCUCAACCACGCUCUGAGCACUGAAAAGGAGGAGGUGAUGGGUCUAUGUAUAGGGGAGUUGAAUGAUGAUAUAAGGAGUGACUCCAAAUUCACGUACACUGGGACUGAAAUGCGCACAGUUGCAGAAAAGAUGGAUACCAUCAGAAUUGUUCACAUCCAUUCUGUCAUCAUCCUGCGACGUUCUGACAAGAGAAAGGACCGUGUAGAAAUUUCUCCAGAGCAGCUGUCUGCAGCUUCAACAGAGGCAGAAAGGUUGGCUGAACUAACAGGCCGUCCCAUGAGAGUUGUUGGCUGGUAUCAUUCCCACCCUCAUAUAACAGUUUGGCCUUCCCAUGUUGAUGUUCGUACACAAGCUAUGUACCAAAUGAUGGAUCAAGGCUUUGUAGGACUUAUUUUUUCCUGCUUCAUAGAAGACAAGAACACAAAGACAGGUCGGGUACUUUAUACUUGCUUCCAAUCCAUACAAGCCCAAAAGAGCUCAGAGUAUGAGAGAAUUGAAAUCCCAAUCCAUAUUGUACCUCAUAUCACUAUUGGGAAAGUAUGCCUUGAAUCAGCAGUAGAGCUGCCAAAGAUCCUGUGUCAGGAAGAACAGGAUGCAUAUAGAAGGAUUCACAGCCUUACACAUCUGGAUUCAGUAACCAAGAUUCAUAAUGGCUCAGUGUUUACUAAGAAUUUAUGCAGUCAGAUGUCAGCAGUCAGUGGGCCUCUACUACAGUGGUUGGAGGACAGACUGGAGCAAAACCAGCAGCAUUUGCAAGAAUUGCAACAAGAAAAGGAAGAGCUUAUGGAGGAGCUGUCUUCCCUGGAAUAAAACAAGAAGACAAAAUGUGUUCUUACCUCUGCCUGUGAAGAGGGAAUGGAAAUGGCACUUCAGUAGCUAAGGAGCACACCUGCCACCAAGAUGCUGGACUUCAAAUACUAUUCUCCACUAACAGUGAAUAGAAUUGACUUCAGAAAUGAAUGCAUAUGUUUAUCGUGAACUGAUUUUUAGCAAAAUGCCAAGACAAUUGAAUGGUGGAAACAAUAGUCCUUUGAACAGCUGGUGAUUGACAACUAAAUAUCUGCACAGAAUAAUGUAGCCAGACCUCCACCCCAUGUCAUGUAUGAGUGUUAACAAAAAAUGUAUUAACGAUUUAAAUGUAAGAACUUGUAACUAUUAAAAUAUUAAAACAUCA